Molecule: messenger RNA, 2693 nt
Organism: Paramecium primaurelia
Lineage: Eukaryota; Ciliophora; Oligohymenophorea; Peniculida; Parameciidae
Source: the annotation of a GenBank genome assembly
AUGACUUGCAUUUUUGGGGAAAAAAAUUAUUUAUGGGAAGUGUUAGCUCUAUUAAAAGAUAUUGAUGUUUAAAUAUUGUGCUUUAUAAUUGAAAUAUUUAGAAGAGAGAAAGUCUAAGACAGCCUUGAAUAUCUUGCAAAUGAGGUAAAUUAAAAACAUUUCAAAUAAUAUAUAUUACAAGAAGUUAACUUAUCAAAAGUAGAAUAGGAAUAGAAGUCUUGCACUUUAAUAGAUAACAUUAAGUCAAUUACUAAUAUUAUGCAAUUACUUAAAGAUCAUGACUUUAAUAAAAAUGAUUUUUCAGAUGCUUAAAAUUUGAUAAUUAGAGAAGAUAUAAUUAAAAACAUAAAAUAUGAACAGAAGAUCAUUGAGGUUUUAAAAUUCUUAGUUCACCUAACCGCUAUAGAUGAAAAAUUCAUCUAAUGUGGAUCAAACUCACUAAGUAUAUUAGUUGAAAUGAAGGUUGUUUUGAAAAAACAAUCUUUUGAUAAUAUUAGGAUUAAAAAUACUUCUUUAAUUGGAGCUAAUUUUGCCAGAUGUAAUUUGAAUGGAUCUGAAUUUAAUAAUGUUAACAUUAGUGGAAUAAAUUUAAAUGGAGCUUAAUUAAUAAAUUGUAAAUGGAACAAAUUAACAAUACAUGAGUUACAUCAAUUAGUUAAUCAUUCUAGUAGUGUCAAUUCAAUACGCUUUUCUCCUGAUGGUACUUUAUUAGCAUCUGGCGGUGGAAGUCCUUAUACUGGUUGUGAUUGCUCUAUCCGUUUAUGGGAAGUUAAGGCAGGAAGAUUAUUAUUGAAUUUAUAGGGUCAUUUUGAUUAUAUUCAAUCAGUAUGCUUUUCUCCUGAUGGUUCUACAUUAGCUUCUGGUAGUGAUGAUAAAUCAAUCCGUUUUUGGGAUGUUAAGAUAGGAUAAUAAAAAGCUAUAUUGUGUGGUCAUACUAGUUGUGUAAAGUCAGUAUGCUUUUCUCCUGAUGGUACUAAAUUGGCAUCUGGUAGUGAUGAUAAGUCAAUCUGUUUAUGGGAUGUUCAGACAGGAUAAUAAAGAGCCAAGUUGUGUGGUCAUACUAGUUGUGUGAAUUCAGUAUGCUUCUCUCCUGAUGGUAAUACAUUAGCAUCUGGUAGUAGGGAUAUGACAAUUCAUUUUUGGGAUGUCAAGACAAAAAAAAAAAAAUUGAAACUAGAUGGUCACACUAGCUAUGUAAUAUCAGUAUGCUUUUCUCCUGAUGGUUUUACAUUAGCCUCUGGUAGUGAUGAUAAAUCAAUCCGACUAUGGGAAGUUAAGUCAGGACUAUAAAAGUUUAAAUUAGAUGGUCAUAGUAGGGAAGUUUUAUCAGUAUGCUUCUCUCUUGAUGGUAUUACAUUAGCAUCUGGAGGUAGAGAUAAUUAUAUCUGCUUAUGGGAUCUUAAUACUGGGAAAUAAAUAUCAAAAUUAAAUGGUCAUAGUUGUAAUGUCUAUUCAGUAUGCUUCUCUCCAGAUAACAAUAUAUUAGCAUCAGGUAGUGGGGAUAAGUCUAUCCGUUUAUGGGAUGUUAAGGCAAGCCAAAACAAACUUUAAUAAGAUGGACAUAGUGAUUCUGUCCAAACAGUAUGCUUUUCUCCUGAUGGUACUAUAUUAGCAUCUGGUAGUCAUGAUAAAUCUAUCCGAUUAUGGGAUGCUAACACUGGAAAUUAAAAAUCGAUAUUUUGUGGUCAUAGCGGAAUUGUAUAUUCAGUAUGCUUUUCUAUUAAUGGUUUUACAUUAGCAUCGUGUAGUAGUGAUUAGUCUAUCCGUUUAUGGGAAGUUAACACAGGGAAAUAAAAAUUAAAAAUAAAGGGUCAUAGUAGUUGGGUUCAUUCACUCUGUUUCUCUCCUGAUGAUACUAAAUUAGUAUCUGGAAGUAGUGAUAACUCUAUCCGUUUAUGGGAUGUUAACACUGGAAAAUAAAUUUUUAAAUUAGAUGGACAUAGUGAUUAUGUAUGUUCAGUAUGCUUUUCUCCUGAUGGUACAUCAAUAGCAUCCGGUAGUGACGAUAGUACUAUUUGUUUAUGGGAUGUUAAAACAGGAGAGCUAAUAUAUUCAUUAGAGGGUCAUUGUAAUUCUGUCACAUCAAUAUGUUUCUCUCCUAAUGGUGCUAUUUUGGCAUCCUGUAGUUUAAAUCGCUCUGUCAUGUUAUGGGAUGUUAAAACAAGACAACUAAAAUCUAAAUUAGAUGGUCAUAGUAAAAGUGUUUAUUCUGUAUGCUUUUCUUCUGAUAGUACUACAAUAGCAUCUGGUAGUAAGGAUAAAUCAAUUCGUAUAUGGGAUGUUAAGACAGGACAAUUAAAGUAAAAAUUAGAGGGUCAUUAUGAUUCUGUACUGACAUUAUGCUUCUCUCCUGAUGGUACUACAUUAGCAUCUGGUAGUGAAGAUAAAUCUAUACGUUUAUGGGAUAUGAGAACAGAAAAACAAAUUUAGCCCUCGAAUAAAAGUUAAAAAGAAUUUAUUAUUAAAUUUCUAAAAGACCUUUCUUAUUCAGAAGGUAGUAUUUAUAUUUAUUUCAUUUAGUUUGCACUAAUAUUACAAUUCUUCUUAUAUCCAAAUAUCCAGUAUUUUAAGCAUGUGGAGCUUUAAUCUUUUAGGCUGAAUUUAUAAAUCACUUAGGUAUAGAUCUAAAAUAACUAUUAAAAUAAAAAGGAAGUUAUAUUAUGUAAAACUAGUGGAAAGAAAUUAUAAAUUGA